AAUUCUAUCCGGCACAACUUGUCACUCCACAGCCGAUUCGUCAGGGUGCAGAAUGAAGGCACCGGGAAAAGCUCUUGGUGGAUGAUCAAUCCAGAUGGUGGGAAGGGCGGCAAGGCACCCCGGAGACGCGCUGUGUCAAUGGACAACAGCAACAAGUACACAAAGAGCAGAGGGCGAGCAGCUAAGAAAAAGGCAGCCCUGCAGACUGCCCAGGAGACGAGUGAGGACAGCCCUUCUCAGCUCUCCAAGUGGCCGGGGAGCCCCACCUCCCGCAGCAGUGACGAGCUGGAUGCGUGGACAGAUUUUCGCUCCCGUACAAAUUCCAAUGCCAGUACGAUCAGUGGCCGCUUGUCACCAAUUUUGGCAAGCACUGAACUAGAUGAUGUCCAAGAUGAUGAUGCUCCGCUUUCUCCCAUGCUGUACAGUAGUCCAUCGAGCUUGUCCCCAUCAGUAAACAAACCAUGUACUGUGGAGUUGCCUAGGUUGACUGAUAUGGCUGGGACAAUGAAUCUGAAUGAUGGACUGACAGAUAACCUCAUGGAUGAUCUCUUAGACAAUAUAACACUCCCUCCCUCCCAGCAGUCACCCACAGGAGGGAUGAUGCAGAGAAGCUCCAGUUUUCCUUAUGGUUCCAAAGGUUCAGGGCUGGGUUCCCCGUCAAGUAGUUUCAACAACUCCGUGUUCGGGCCGUCUUCCCUGAAUUCCCUCCGCCAGUCGCCCAUGCAGACCAUUCAGGAGAACAAGCAGGCCACCUUCUCUUCCAUUUCUCAUUACAACAACCAGACGCUGCAGGAUCUCCUCACCUCUGAUGCACUUAGUCACAGCGAUGUCAUGAUGACACAGUCUGACCCACUCAUGUCACAAGCCAGCACAGCUGUGUCCGCCCAGAAUUCCCGCAGGAAUAUAAUGCUCCGCAACGACCCCAUGAUGUCGUUUGCCGCGCAGUCCAGCCAGGGCGGUCUGGUCAAUCAGAGCCUCCCCCAUCACCAGCACCAGUCCCACAACUCCUCUCUUAGUGGCAGCCGUGCCUUGUCCAGUUCCAUCAGUAACAUAGGCUUGAGUGAUUCGAACAGCUUGGGAUCCACCAAACAACAGCAGUCACCUGUCAAUCAGUCUAUGCAAACACUUUCUGACCCGCUCUCAGGCUCCUCUUUGUACUCCUCUAGCAUGAACCUCCCAGUAAUGGGACACGAGAAAUUCCCAAGUGACUUGGACCUGGAUAUUUUCAAUGGGAGCCUGGAGUGUGACAUGGAGUCCAUUAUCCGCAGUGAACUCAUGGAUGCAGAUGGGCUGGAUUUUAACUUUGAUUCCCUCAUCUCAGCUCAGAACGUUGUCAGUCUGAAUGUGGGGAACUUCACUGGUGCUAAACAGGCUUCAUCACAGAGUUGGGUACCAGGCUGAAGGAUCUUUGAGAACAGGGAAAAUGGGCAAACAGGCCCUCAAACUGACACGAGAUGUAGAAAGAGAACCCUUUGCCAAAUCUGCUGUCAGCAAGUGGACAGUGAUACUGUUUACAGCUUAUGACCUUUGUGAACCCUGCGUUAUUUUCCUAAUGAAGCAGACUGUUAAUAGCCCCUUAUUGGAGUGAAGAUCCUCUUUUUUUUUCCUUUUUUUUUUCUUUUCUCUUUUUUUUUUUUUUUGAGAAUUGUACUAAUUCUGAAGUAUGCAAAAUCUUCCUUUUCUGGGAUGGCCAAGCACCUGCUGUGGAGACAAAUGUUCAGCACCAUCCUGUUGAGAACACACUGUGUAGCCUUUACAGUAGUUACUUGUCAAUGAGUAUGUGGUGUUUCAAUAUAUUAAUGGUUUAUGGGAUGUUUUAAGUUGGCUUUUCUUUUUGGAGGUUUUUGCUGUCUGCCCACCCUCCUCUCGACAACCUCCAGUUUGAUUUCCUUAGAUUUUUGAUAAUUUUUGCUUUCUCUCCCUGGGAAAUCUGAAGUACU
Messenger RNA from Nestor notabilis (Kea), 1940 nucleotides. It is a transcript of the gene FOXO3, whose product is annotated as forkhead box O3. The annotation marks the transcript as partial. The record is from RefSeq and is a predicted model, not a curated record. Lineage: Eukaryota; Metazoa; Chordata; Aves; Psittaciformes; Psittacidae. Gene Ontology annotation, molecular function: DNA-binding transcription factor activity, RNA polymerase II-specific; RNA polymerase II cis-regulatory region sequence-specific DNA binding. Gene Ontology annotation, cellular component: mitochondrial matrix; nucleus. The transcript is spliced from 2 exons. Gene Ontology annotation, biological process: regulation of transcription by RNA polymerase II.